Molecule: messenger RNA, 756 nt
Organism: Exserohilum turcica Et28A
Lineage: Eukaryota; Fungi; Ascomycota; Dothideomycetes; Pleosporales; Pleosporaceae
Exons: 1
Source: RefSeq, a predicted model, not a curated record
UACAACCCAAUUUUGGCACUCAUCAAGGUCUCCUUUCUGAUCACACUAAUCAAACUUCGAUCACAGAAUAAAUGCAUCAACAGCUGUCUGUGGGGAACCUUGAUAUUGAACGGGUGCUUCGCUAUCGCUGCGCCUGUCGCAUGUAUCCUACAAUGUGACCCGAUCUCAAAGUACUGGAAUCCAAAUAUACAAGGGAAAUGUGUCGAUGCAGGCGCAUAUACUGUCAGCAGGUCCUCUAUCGUUCUCACGACAGAUGUUCUCAUCCUGCUCAUGCCCUCAUGGAUUCUACACGAUCUGAAGAUGCCGCUGGGCUGCAAGCUCAUGGCCAUCGCCUUUCUUUUCUCUGGAAUCCUUGUCACCGUAGUCGGUGCAGUCCGUACAAGCGUGUUAACUAGAAUUUUCGUUCUCAGAGAACCGCUACAAGAUCCUACAUAUCAAACGUCGUACAUACUCUCAAACAUCGAAUCCGGACUCGCGAUUAUGGCCGUUUGCGGCCCGACCCUCAAGUACAUCCUCAGCUGCUGUAUACCUUCACUGAGGAAUGCAGAUGGAUCGACCAGCCGCAGGUACAUGUACCCGACGAACGAUACGCAGAGAGAAGCUCGAUCAAGACGCGCUACGAAGAUUGGGAGGACAAAUAGCAUGUUUCGCGAGAUUGAUGAGAUGCAACUGACGGAGUGGCCGGAAAACGAGAUAGGCGGAGUGAGGACGGCGCAGCACGGGGAGCCAAUAAUGGUUAUGAAGACAGUGACGUGA